Molecule: messenger RNA, 813 nt
Organism: Centruroides sculpturatus (bark scorpion)
Lineage: Eukaryota; Metazoa; Arthropoda; Arachnida; Scorpiones; Buthidae
Product: atrial natriuretic peptide receptor 3-like
Exons: 2
Coding region: 34-813 (259 amino acids)
Molecular function (GO): signaling receptor activity; peptide hormone binding
Source: RefSeq, a predicted model, not a curated record
UGGCGAGUGCCCUUUCACCGUUCAUCUUUCAAAAUGCCAUCGGAAAUUAUAAUAAUAUUUGCAUUAAUGUUCCUAAAAUCAAACGGUGAAAGUUUCCCUCCAAGAAUAAGAUUCGACAGAUCAUCAAAUGAUACGGUUCGAGUUGCAGUAAUAUUACCAAACUCCUCUACUUAUCUAGCUUCGAUUACACGAGUUUCUCCAGCAAUUCGCUUAGCUAUUGAUAAAGUUCGAAGUCAACAAGUUCUGCAUGGAUGGAAGUGGGAUGUUCAUUAUCUGGAUUCGCAGUGUAGUACAGCUUAUGGGCCUAUGCAUGCUGUCAGAGCUUAUAUAGAAGAUAGAAUUCAUUUAUUUCUGGGACCCGUCUGCGAUUACGUUACCGCAUCAGUGGCUAGACUUUUGAAAUUUUGGGAUGUUCCUCUUCUUACUAGUGGGGCUUUGGCUUGGGAUUAUGGUCUCGAUAAAUCUCAUUUCGAUACUGAAUAUUAUCUUCUAACCAGAGUUGGUCUUUCUUUUAAUGGGGUUACCUCCUUUAUGUUCGAAGUUUUCAAAUACUUCUCUUGGAGGAAAGUUUUACUCUUAUAUGAUUCGACGGCAAGGAGUGAGGUGGCUAAUGAAGAUUAUUGUGUACUGUGGACAAAAGCUUUAGUGAAACAUCUUCGACACUAUGGUAACUAUUCUUGGCAACCUUACAAAUUGGCAUCUGACUUAAACUAUGAAGAAACUAAGAAGACUCUUAUUAAUGAAAUAGGAGUCAACUAUGGAAGUAAGUUUUUGUUUGUUUUAUUUACUUUAAAAAAAUUCUUUAUAGUGUGA